Molecule: messenger RNA, 1440 nt
Organism: Vigna radiata var. radiata (mung bean)
Lineage: Eukaryota; Viridiplantae; Streptophyta; Magnoliopsida; Fabales; Fabaceae
Product: UDP-D-xylose:L-fucose alpha-1,3-D-xylosyltransferase MGP4-like
Exons: 4
Coding region: 39-1112 (357 amino acids)
Cellular component (GO): Golgi apparatus
Molecular function (GO): glycosyltransferase activity
Source: RefSeq, a predicted model, not a curated record
GAAAUUCCCAAUCUUCUUUGUUUCUGCAUCCAUCAGCAAUGUCCUCCUUCCUCCACCAGAGAACUUUGCAGAACCCUUUCUCCAACCCAUUUCCCGUUUCAGCUUCAUCUUCAACCAAUUCCAAGAGAUCCUUCUCCUCCGUUCUGGACCCCACCACCCUCCUUGCCCUGCUCGCUCUCGUGGUCGUAGUGGGCGUCUUCUGCCCCUGGCUCGGCAUGCCCCAGGCUCUCUCCUUUACUUUAACUUCAACCUCAGCUUCCAAAUGGGACCACUACACACUGGAACAAGCUCUCUCCUUCGUGGCCAAAAAUGGCUCCGUCAUCGUCUGCAUUGUCAGCCAACCCUACUUGCCCUUCCUCAACAACUGGUUGAUUAGUAUCGCCAUGCAGGAUCGCCAAGAUAUGGUCCUUGUCAUUGCUGAGGACUACGCCUCGCUCCACCGGGUCAAUGAUCUUUGGCCUGGCCACGCUGUUCUCAUCCCUCCCGUGCUUGAUGCUGAAGCUGCCCAUAAGUUUGGCUCUCAGGGUUUCUUCAACUUUACAGCCAGGAGGCCAAGACAUCUGCUGAAGAUUUUGGAGCUUGGAUAUGGUGUGAUGUACAAUGAUGUUGAUAUGGUUUGGUUGGCUGAUCCAUUUCCUUAUCUUGUAGGGAACCAUGAUGUGUACUUUACUGAUGAUAUGACUACAAUCAAACCAUUGAACCAUUCUCACGAUUUACCACCACCAGGAAAAAAAGGCCGUCCUUACAUUUGUAGCUGCAUGAUUUUCCUCCGCCCUACCAAUGAAGCAAAGCUAGUUUUGAAAAAGUGGAUUGAGGAACUUCAGAUUCAACCGUGGACUAAAACUGUGAAAUCUAAUGACCAGCCUGCUUUUAACUGGGCUUUGAUGAAGAUUGCUAAAGAGGUUGAUAUGUACCUGCUGCCACAGGCAGCAUUCCCCACCGGCGGAUUAUAUUUCAAGAACAAGACAUGGGUGAAGGAAACUAAAGGCAUGCAUGUUAUCAUUCACAAUAACUAUAUCGUUGGGUUUGAGAAGAAAAUAAAGCGGUUUCGUGACUAUGGCUUGUGGUUGGUAGAUGAUCAUGCACACGAGUCCCCUCUAGGAACAUUAUGAUGACAAAACUUUCUUUAGCUUUGGUCCAAGCACUUCUAUUCACAAAAAUCCUUGUUCUGCCAAUUUGUUCAUCCUGCUUGAAUAAGUGGGUGUUUACUCCAGAUUAUAACUGUUGCUGUCAACAAUGCAACACUGACUAAAUGAUGGGUUGAGAGAAAAAAAGGAGCUUGUAAAAUGUAGAAGGAAGAGAAGGGUAGACUUCUAUUUGGUUCUUCAUAGUUGUACCUGAUGUAUAAUGUUUACUAAGAAUAUUCUUCCAUUGUAAGAAUUAUUAAUUUGGCAUAUAUAAUAUAAUAUGAAAGGGAAAUACUGGAUUCAGUAUAACAAA